UUUAGCUAGUAAAAUCCAUGAGUGUUUGAAAGAGUGGGGCAUCGAGAAAAAAGUGUUUACUCUGACUCUGGAUAAUGCUACAUCUAACAACUGUAUGGAAGAAAUUCUGAAGGACAUGCUGAAUUUAGAUGAUAAUCUGUUGUGUAAAGGGGAGUUUUUUCAUGUUCGUUGCUGCGCACACAUCUUAAACCUUAUAGUACAAGAUGGUUUAAGUGUUAUUGGCGGUGCAUUGUCCAAGAUCAGAGAGACUGUGAAGUAUUUUAAGGCUUCGGUUGCUAGAAGAAUAGCGCUUGCAGAGUGUGUAGAAGGUAAUGACGAAGUGGUUAUGUCAUUGGAUGUUCAGCAUAGAUGGAACUCGACCUACUUGAUGCUUGAGAAAGCCUUGAAGUACGAGCGUGCUUUAAAUAGGUUUAAAGUACUUGACAAAGCCUACAAGCAUUGCCCUUCUAGUCAAGAAUGGAAGAGGGCAAAGAUUAUCCAUGAGAUUUUGAUGCCCUUUUACUGUAUUACCACUCUGAUGUCCGGGACAAGCUACUCAACAUCGAACUUAAAAUUUUGGACAUAUUUGGAAGAUUCAAUGUCUAUUGGAAGUGAACAGGGACAAUGAUGACAGUGUCAUUCAAGAUAUGAUCUCUAAGAUGAGAAAAAAGUUUGAUAAGUAUUGGGAGCAAUAUAGUGUCAUUCUUGCAGUGGGUGCUGUAUUGGAUCCUAGGAUGAAGUUCAGGCUUUUGAAGCGUUGCUAUGAUGAACUUGAUCCAUUCACUUCAGAAGGAAAAAUAAAACAGCUUAAGGAAAAGCUUUAUGAGCUCUUUGAAGAAUACAGGAAAAAGUUUCCUUUGACUCCUGUUGUGAGUUCUUCAAGAGUUGAUUCCCGUGUUUCAAAACGAGGAGGAGGGAGCUUGGGCGUGCAAGAUGAUUUGUUUGACUUGGAUGAUGUUCCUGAUUAUAUGGAAGAAGGGAAGUCUUCUUUAGAUAUGUAUCUGGAAGAUCCUAAGCUAGAUAUGAGGAAUCAUCCUAAUCUGAACGUUUUGCAUUAUUGGAAGGAAAAUAGAAAUCGUUUUGGUGCACUCACUUACAUGGCAAUGGACAUCCUUAGCAUCCCCAUUACCACCGUAGCAUCUGAAUAUUCAUUUAGUAUUGGUUCUCGUAUGAUAGACAAAUAUAGGAGCAGGUUGUUGCCUAGUAACGUCGAAGCUCUGUUGUGUACUCGUUCGUGGAUACAUGGUUACACGCUUGAUGAUGAAGAUGAUAAUGGCGAAGGUGAAACGGUGGUUAUUAGACCGGGUCCAAAUGAUGUGGAAGAAGCGGUCACACAUGCACCAAAGGAGAGGAUUUCCACAAGAAAGUAAAGACAAAAACAGGAGAGGACAUGAUUAAGUAUCAGCCUGAAGAUAUCAGAGUCUUGUCAUUUUUCUUUUGUUGAAAACUACGAGAGUAUGACAAAUGAUAUGGUUACGUACUGCUGCUUUAAUUUUUCUUUGCGUUCAUGUUUAUAGAACCAUUCUCGAUCGGAGACUACCAUGAAAACUUUUUGCUUUUCUUAUAUAUAAACAUAUCAUUUUAUAUUUUGUUGGAGUUUGAAUUAUUAUAUUAAAUAUAUUGUGCUCAAAUA
Molecule: messenger RNA, 1612 nt
Organism: Raphanus sativus (radish)
Lineage: Eukaryota; Viridiplantae; Streptophyta; Magnoliopsida; Brassicales; Brassicaceae
Product: zinc finger BED domain-containing protein DAYSLEEPER-like
Exons: 4
Coding region: 627-1349 (240 amino acids)
Molecular function (GO): protein dimerization activity; DNA binding
Source: RefSeq, a predicted model, not a curated record